AGCACCAAAAUUCCAUCCAACCUCCUCUUUCAAAAACCAAAAAAAUCCUACAAAAAAUCUCCUCAUCUUCACCCCUCUAUUUCGCUUCCCACUCUUGCUCUUGCUCUUGCUCAUGGACUUUUAAUUACCCUUCCACCCUCCACCACCCGCCUCUCAAAACCCUCUCUGCUCUCUUUCCAUUUCCACUCCCUUUGCAAAACCCACAAACAUGGAGAACUAUUCUUAUAAUUCAUACCCAGAUUCCGGCCACUCCUCUCCUCGAUCCCGCGAAAUUGAGUUCGAGAAUCCCACGCCAUGGGAGGACCAAUCCCAGCAGCAGCAGCCUCAGGAUUAUAAAGCUAAGUUUAUGUGCAGCUAUGGCGGCAAGAUCCAUCCUCGCCCUCAUGAUAACCAGCUUUCUUACAUUGGUGGGGAGACCAAAAUUCUUGCCGUUGAUCGGAAUAUUAAGUUCUCCGUCAUGAUCAGUAAGCUUGCUGCCGUUUGCGGAGAUACUGAUAUUUCUUUUAAGUAUCAGCUUUCAGGUGAAGAUCUUGAUGCUUUGAUUUCUGUUACUAAUGAUGAUGAUCUUGAACACAUGAUGCAUGAGUAUGAUCGUCUUUAUCGAGCUUCCGCUAAACCUGCACGUAUGCGCCUCUUCUUGUUCCCGGUCAAUCCUUCUCCGGCGAGUUUCGGCUCCGAAGGAUCCAAAUCGGAACGGGACCGUUUCGUUGAGGCCUUGAAUUCCGCUCCUUGUCAUGUUCCUGAUACCAACAAACCGCCGCCGAAUAAUGUUGAUUUCUUGUUUGGGUUAGAUAAGGGUGUUCCUACUCCUCCGCCGCAGGUCAAAGUGCCUGAUUUACCAGAAGUGCAUGUCGGGGUGGGUCACGAUGAUCGGGUUAUAGGGUCGGAUCCAGUUAACCUUCAGACCCAGUUGCAGAGGAUACAGAUUAGAGAACAGGAGCAGCAAACUAUGUAUAGAAAAAACAGUGAUGAUAAUUUGGUGGCCGGUUACCCCGGUGAGUAUUACGUUCAAAAAUUGCCUGAUAAAGUUCCUCCGGUGACUUCGCCGGUAACUGUCGCGCCAACGUUGACUGCUCCUACUGGAUAUUGGCCUGAGAAACAGAUCGCCACCGGGGGUUACCAGCCCUCGGCGGUGACUGUGACAACCACGCCGGCUCCACUGGAACAACAACAGUUUUACGUGUUUCCGGGUCCAGCUCAAGGCACAGUUUAUCACACUCAAGUAAUGCGACCAGUCACCAGCCAAACAGGUCAACCAUAUUACAUGCAGAGGAUGGGAGGACCUGAUGUUUACAGGGAGCAACCGGUGUACAAUAUGGUCCCUCAACAGCAACAACAGCCACCUCAAAUAUCUGCAGCGACGGGACCCAUGGGGGUAGUGAGGCCAAGUGGGGCGGGAGUGGGGGUAACGGAUACCGGUUACGCACCGGUGGCUUAUGAUAGCACAGUUGGGAGGCAGGUCUACUACACUGCGCAGGGAGGUGUAAUGCAGGCACCUCCUUCUUACCAGGGGGUUGGUGGGAUGCCAGUAAGUGGUGAAAUGAGACAUAUUGGUGGCGGUGGGCUCUGAAUCAGGAUGGUAAGUUGGUGGUUUCCAAGGUUUCACAAUCUUCUGUGUGAUUAUGGUAAAUGAAGCUAUAAAUAUUUAAUUACCCAUAUAUAGAUAUGCUUCUAAUUUAAGCUUAAUUAUGUGCUUUAAGGUUAAUAUUAUGUGGAAUUGUUGGUUUUUUUUUUUUUUGUAUACAGUGUUUGAGAUCAAUGUUGAUCAUUGUUAGUUUUGUUUGACCUCAAAAUAGAAUCAUUAUUAAUUUUGUUUGACCUCUAAAA
Molecule: messenger RNA, 1827 nt
Organism: Hevea brasiliensis (rubber tree)
Lineage: Eukaryota; Viridiplantae; Streptophyta; Magnoliopsida; Malpighiales; Euphorbiaceae
Exons: 1
Coding region: 209-1570 (453 amino acids)
Molecular function (GO): protein binding
Source: RefSeq, a predicted model, not a curated record